AUGGUUCUCCUAGAGGAGCAGAAAGAAGACAUCUUUCCUUCCAAGUUGGGGCCAGAGUAUGUGGGCUUCGAUCACAUUACUUGGUACGUUGGCAACGCCAAACAGGCGGCCAGCUACUACGUCACUCGCAUGGGAUUUGAGCAGGUCGCAUAUCGAGGCCCCGAGACCGGUUCUCAAAACAUUGUGUCCUAUGUGAUCUCCAACAAUGCAGGCGCCUUUGUACUCACCUCGCCUGUCCGUUCUCUGUCAAAAGCUGAGCAAGACGAUCUGCCUGAUGAGGAGAGACGCGCUUUGACUGAGAUUUGUGAUCACCUGGCCAAACACGGGGAUGGGGUCAAAGAUGUGGCAUUCCGGAUUGAAGGCGACGUGGAGAGCGUCUGGAAGAGGGCAGUCGAUCACGGUGCUCCCUCGAUUCGAUCUCCCCAGAUACAGCACGACGGUGAGAAAGGCGCCAUCCUUCUAGCCACGAUCGGGACUUACGGAGAUACUGUGCAUUCUUUGAUCAACCGUCAGCGGUACUCGGGUCCGUUCCUGCCCGGCUACAUAGCGUUAACGGAGCGAGAUCGCCUCAAUCAGCAACUGCCAAAGAUCGAAUUCAUCGAGAUCGACCACUGCGUUGGCAAUCAGCCGUGGAACGGCGUUGAUCCGGCCGUUCAAUACUACGAAGACUGUCUCGACUUUCACCGAUAUUGGACUGUGGAUGAUGUUGGCAUGUGUGGUGAAUAUUCGGCCAUGCGGUCCAUUGUCGUCGCAUCUCCCAAUGAAGUGAUCAAAAUGCCUAUGAACGAGCCGGUUCAGGGAAAGAGGCAAUCGCAAAUCGAGGAGUUCGUUGACUUCUACAACGGCGCCGGUGUCCAGCACAUCGCAUUCCGGACCCAUGAUAUCGUCGCGGCUGUCACUCGCUUGCGGGACCGCGGCGUGGUGUUCCUUCGCGUGCCGGACGAGUACUACGAGGACCUGCGACAGCGGCUCUCUGACGGGGGCCCCGAAAUACACGAAGAUAUCGACACGCUGCAGAGACUGCACAUACUGGUGGACUUUGACGAAAAGGGAUAUCUACUCCAGAUCUUCACAAAGCACGUUGUAGAUUCGCCGACGAUAUUUAUCGAAGUGAUCCAGCGCAAUAACUUUGACGGGUUUGGCGCGGGGAAUUUCAAGUGCCUCUUUGAAGCGUACGAGCGCGAACAAGCACUCCGGCGGAAUUGGUAA
Molecule: messenger RNA, 1209 nt
Organism: Aspergillus ibericus CBS 121593
Lineage: Eukaryota; Fungi; Ascomycota; Eurotiomycetes; Eurotiales; Aspergillaceae
Product: 4-hydroxyphenylpyruvate dioxygenase family protein
Exons: 3
Coding region: 1-1209 (402 amino acids)
Biological process (GO): L-tyrosine catabolic process
Molecular function (GO): 4-hydroxyphenylpyruvate dioxygenase activity
Source: RefSeq, a predicted model, not a curated record